AUGUCACAACUUCCGCGAUCCGCCUCGUAUGGAGCUGCAGAUGCUGUGGAAGAAGAGAAAGGAUGGCGAUUGGAAAGGAGACAUGCUGUGGCGAUUCUCGCUUUCUUCGGAUUUGCCAAUAUUUAUGCGAUGAGAGCGAAUCUAUCGGUGGCAAUCGUUGAAAUGACGAGUGGGACGGAUAACGAAAGAAAUGGAACGAUAACGCAUAUAGACGGAGAGUUCUCUGAAUGGACUCCAAUGAUUCAAGGAGUUGUUCUCGGUUCAUUCUUCUAUGGCUACAUCAUUACCCAAAUCCCUGGAGGUUUUCUCGCUCAUCGUUAUGGGGGAAAACUCGUGUUCGUUGGUGGAGUGGCUGGAACUGCUUUCUUCACUCUAUUGACACCACCAUUUGCUAAAAUGGGCUACAUGAUGAUCAUCUUUGCGAGAUUUAUGGAAGGAUUGCUUGAGGGUGUCACCUAUCCAGCCAUGCAUGUUGUAUGGUCUCAUUGGGCUCCCAUUCUCGAAAAGACAAAACUCGCAACAUUUGCCUUCUCGGGAUCAUAUUUUGGAACAGUUGUAGCCAUGCCUUUAUCCGCUUUUUUUGGACAACAUUUUGGAUGGCCAAUGAUCUUUUAUUUCUUUGGACUUGCUGGUUUGCUUUGGUGCUAUAUCUGGUGGAAACAAGUAGCUGAAACGCCAUCAAAUGAUUUAAAGAUCACAACUGACGAAUUAACUCUAUUGCAGAGAGAUGCUGUCAAUACAAAUACAUAUAUCGUUCCUUGGCGUCUGAUUCUUCGAAGUAAACCAGUUUGGGCAAUUGUGAUUGCUCACACCUGUCAGAAUUGGGGCUUCUACACAAUGCUCACAAAUCUUCCUCGAGUGUUGAAAGAUUUAGCUGAAUAUCAGCUGGAAAAGGCUGGAUUUGUUGCCGGAUUGCCAUAUCUUGUGAUGGGAUUCUUAUUGAUUUGGGCAGGGCAAUUCUCGGAUCAUUUGAGGAAAGAAAGAGGGAUGACAACUGUGAGAGUUCGCAAAUUUUUCGGUGUUGUAGGUUUCCUCGGUCAAGCAGUGACAUUAAUAGCCGCCUCGUUGGCAUCAUCGUCCACUUGGUUGGUUGGAUGGAUCACUUUAUCGAUGGGUUUUGGCGGUUUCACAUGGGCUGCCUUUUCCGUCAAUCAUCUUGAUUUGGCUCCACAAUAUGCUGGUCAUUUGAUGGCUUUGUCGAACACGAUCGCCACUCUACCUGGGAUGAUCAGUCCACUCAUUGUCGGAGCUGUUGUUGUUGAUGCUUCUGUCGCCCAAUGGAAUGUGAUCUUUUACAUCACAACGGUGAUCUAUUUGAUCGGAGCUUUUAUGUAUGCAAGAUGGGCAUCGGGAGAGAUUGAACCGUGGGCUUCCGAUCAUAUGCCUUUUGCUUCGGAGCUACAA
This is a messenger RNA of Mesorhabditis belari, 1404 nucleotides long. Lineage: Eukaryota; Metazoa; Nematoda; Chromadorea; Rhabditida; Rhabditidae. The record is from the annotation of a GenBank genome assembly.